Messenger RNA from Letharia columbiana, 723 nucleotides. RefSeq lists its product as uncharacterized. The transcript has 3 exons. Bases 1 to 723 code for a protein of 240 amino acids. Gene Ontology annotation, biological process: translation. Lineage: Eukaryota; Fungi; Ascomycota; Lecanoromycetes; Lecanorales; Parmeliaceae. Gene Ontology annotation, molecular function: structural constituent of ribosome. The record is from RefSeq and is a predicted model, not a curated record. Gene Ontology annotation, cellular component: ribosome; mitochondrial large ribosomal subunit.
AUGGCCUCUACAGCGCCUACAUUACGGCUUUCGAGAUGCUGGAAACGACUGCUGCGACCAUCGCGCCAACAAAAAACCUGUGUGCGCUGCCUCCACACCGCCCUCGCAACCACACCCUCACAAUUUUUACCUCCUCCGCCUCCACGCUUGCGCUCGCCAUUCAGGAUCCUCAAUGACACUACGCACACCUUAUCCAAAAAGAUAAAAACCUACCCCCCUCCGCCCUCCCACCGCGCCAAACACCCCUUCGCGGUCGCCGACUGGCAAGCCUACCACCAGAAAGAGCUCGACCCCACCGGCUCCCGCACCCGUCUAUUCGACCGCAAUAACCCCGACGUCCCCCGCGUCGGCGACAUCUUACUCGUGGCGUUCAAAACCGGCGAUCCGUUCGCGGGCGUGUGUCUGAGCAUCAAGAUGAGAGGGGUCGACACGGGUAUCUUGUUGCGGAACAAACUGCACAUGGUGGGGGUGGAGAUGUGGGUGAAGAUUUACAGUCCGAAUGUCAUGGCGAUUGAGGUGGUGAAGAGGGCGGAGAAGAGGGCAAGGAGGGGCAAGUUGUAUUAUAUGCGGAAACCGAAACAUGAUAAGGGUAGUGUGGAGAAGGAGGUUGAGGCGUACUUGAAGAGGAGGAGAUUGAUCAGGAGUGGGGCGUUGGGGGUUAAGGAUUCGUCGUUGUCGGUGAAGAAUCCGGCGUCGGCGAGGAGUGGCGUUGGAGCGAGGUAG